Molecule: messenger RNA, 1654 nt
Organism: Drosophila eugracilis
Lineage: Eukaryota; Metazoa; Arthropoda; Insecta; Diptera; Drosophilidae
Gene: CycY
Product: cyclin-Y-like protein 1
Biological process (GO): regulation of cyclin-dependent protein serine/threonine kinase activity; regulation of canonical Wnt signaling pathway
Cellular component (GO): plasma membrane
Molecular function (GO): cyclin-dependent protein serine/threonine kinase activator activity; protein kinase binding
Source: RefSeq, a predicted model, not a curated record
UUCAUUCAUUCAUUCCAUGAUUAAUGUGCGGGGAAAAUCGCUCCAACGUUUUGACAUUGAUACGGCAAUCUGGAACUGGGCCAUCAAUUCCAUACCCGGUGACAAAAACGCUCGUGCGGCAGCGGUAAUUGUGGAGCGAUAGAAACGCCAGCGCCAUGCCCAUAGACAUAGACGCACGACGACCAAGUGCCAAAAGCGAGAACCGAGCGUGAGCGACUGCCAGGAGCAGGAUCCGUAUCCGGAAUCCAUACGCUAGUCAAGAGCGAGUGAGAGUGCCAAGCCAAGUUGCAUUUAGUUUGAGCCCCCGACCAACCCAAUCCACCGCGACAUGGGCAACAAGAACUCUUGCUGUGCGUACUCCAGUCCGCAAUCCGACCGCAAGUCAAAGGAUCUGCCGCCUGUUUUCGAGGAGCGCCAUCAGCUGAGUCAUCCGCCACACACGUCGCAGCACCAGCUGGACGGUCACCACGGAUCCACGUCGGCGGUGCAUUUGCACCAUCAUCACCAUGGCCAUCAUCAGCAGCAAAACCAGCAAGGUGGAGGUGAUAACUUUGAGAACCAGCAGAAUCUGCAGCACAUUUCCGAGCGAGAGGCUCUGGAGGGUGAGGAAGAUCCCUCGGUGGAUCCCACAGCGGCCACCAUGUUCCUGGAACGAUCCAAAGUAGAGAACGGCGGCAUGACGCGAAAGCGUUCACAGCAGCAGAUUGCACAGCAGGCGGGAAGCGGCGGAGGAGGUGGCGGAAGCACACCAGGAGGCAAUAGUUGCGGCGGGGGAGGCGGCUUGAAAAAGAGCUCUUCCUGCUCAACGAUCUAUCUGGACGACAGCACUGUAUCACAGCCGAAUCUAAAGAAUACGGUCAAGUGCGUAUCGCUGGCCAUUUACUAUCACAUCAAAAACCGACAGUCGGACCGGCGACUGGACAUCUUCGAUGAGAAGCUGCAUCCGCUGACCCAUGACCAGGUGCCGGAUAACUACGACACGCACAAUCCGGAGCACCGGCAGAUCUACAAGUUCGUGCGUACGCUUUUCAAUGCCGCCCAGCUGACGGCCGAGUGUGCGAUCAUCACGCUAGUCUACCUGGAGCGGCUGCUCACCUACGCCGAGCUGGACGUUGGUCCCUGCAACUGGAAGCGCAUGGUGUUGGGUGCCAUUCUCCUUGCCUCGAAAGUGUGGGAUGACCAGGCCGUUUGGAACGUGGAUUACUGCCAGAUACUCAAAGACAUCACCGUGGAGGACAUGAAUGAGCUGGAGCGCCAGUUUCUUGAACUGCUGCAGUUCAACAUCAACGUACCGUCCUCGGUGUACGCCAAAUAUUACUUCGACCUGCGAACGCUAGCCGAGGCCAACGAGCUCAACUUCCCCACGGAGCCGCUGUCCAAGGAGCGGGCCCAGAAGCUAGAGGCCAUGUCGCGGGUAAUGCAGGACAAGGUCACCGCUGAGGCGCUGAAGAACGGGAUCAAGAAGUGGUCCUCCAUGGACAACAUCAGUCAGGGCGGGCCGCGACGCAGCGUGGCCAUACUAUCGUGAUUUAUAUUAGCUUACUAAGACGGAACAACCAUCUGCAGCAAAUGAGUCAAGAAAUUCUGUAUUCUGUAGCCCGUAGUCCGUAGUCCGAUCGAUCGAGACUCGAGAACCGUAGCUCCUCUUCCCUCU